UUUGCGCUCCGCGCAGCUGGGUCCCCGCGGCCCCUGCGCACCCCUCCUCCGGCUCCCGGCUCCUUUCCGUCCCGCCCAGCCCGGCGGCUUUGAGAGAACGUCUUGGAAAGUUCUUACUUCUCCCCAAACGUCGCCUCACUUCCUGAGGCUCGUCAGCGUCUCUUCGCUUGAUGUCAUCUAACAAAUUGCCUGGAUCAUCUGGAUCAAAUAUGAUCUAUUAUCUGGUUGUAGGUGUCACAGUCAGUGCUGGUGGAUAUUAUACUUACAAGACAGUCACAUCAGAGCGAGCCAAACACACGGAACAUAUAACAAAUUUGAAAGAAAAAACCAGAGCAGAGUUACAUCCACUUCAAGGUGAAAAGGAGAACCAUGUGGAAGCUGAGAAAGUAAGUUCACAAGUCCCUGAAGUAUCUCUUGUGGAAGUCCCAGAGGUCGAUGCAGAAGAUACAUCGGAUGCUCCAGGUGCAGCCAUGAGAGAGGCCUCAGCCCGUCCAGGUGAUUUGGAGGACACCCUGGUGGAGACCCACAUGGUUGGUGCUGAAGCUGGGGAGGAGGGUACACCUGCAGCACCCAGCGAAACGGCAGAGGUCAACACUGAGAUGCCCUCGGCGGUUCAGAAUGCAGCGUUGGAUGAAGCCGGUGCCAUCAGUGAUGAUGAAGGGACAACAGAGAAGGAACGCUCCGGUGACGUUGCUGAACCAGAAGAAGAGAGGCCUCCAGCUGAGUCAGGAUCCUCUGCUGCAGAUGGUUUCCAGGAGGAAGCCAGUGUUGGUUCCGAGGCAGCCUCUGCUCAAGGCUAAUCUCACACUGAGUGACACUUCAGCAAAAGAAGGCCAUAGAGUGUCUGAUAGGUGCUUUUGGAGUUUCAGUAAUCUUAGUUUCAAAAUAGGCUUCUUUUCUAGAAAACUUUGAUGUGCCUUGAAGAUUUUUGGCAUCUACUGAUAGAUUUCAGGAUUGAGAGAUUUGAGAUUUUACAUGUCUGAAUAGUUUCCUACUCUCUGAGAUCAGAAUACGACAUUGCAGUGAACAGCUUAAAGAGUUCCGUCUUUGGAUUUAAGUUUUACAUCAUAGCAGUUGAGCUACCUGCAUUCACUUUAAUUUUGCUGUACCUGUACCUUACUUUAAUGUUUGUGAUUCUAGAUUCUUGAGUUUUGAUUUGAACUCACUUAAAUAAAACUGGAAAAUCUUUA
Suricata suricatta (meerkat) is the source of this 1190-nucleotide messenger RNA. It is a transcript of the gene MGARP, whose product is annotated as mitochondria localized glutamic acid rich protein. The record is from RefSeq and is a predicted model, not a curated record. Lineage: Eukaryota; Metazoa; Chordata; Mammalia; Carnivora; Herpestidae. The transcript has 4 exons. Gene Ontology annotation, cellular component: mitochondrion; mitochondrial outer membrane. Gene Ontology annotation, biological process: anterograde axonal transport. Bases 171 to 800 code for a protein of 209 amino acids.